Molecule: messenger RNA, 1322 nt
Organism: Vitrella brassicaformis
Lineage: Eukaryota; Vitrellaceae
Source: the annotation of a GenBank genome assembly
CUCGCAGCUAAGCAAAGAUGGCAGCCAACUCGUCAGGCGUGUUGCCCUGAACAACGUGCACACCACCGCGUCCCGCCAUCCGUCGUCCCCGCGGAGAAACACCCAUGUCACAUCUAUGGGUGAGUCACGGCGCCUCAGCCAAGCCUUCUCAAGGCACGCCGUCCACACCACACAGUAGCCCUUGAUACCCUCCACCUAUCGGCCUACCCAUCUGCUGCCCGGCACGACCACCGUCACUCUCCCUCAGACCGAUUCUGCCUUUCGGCAAACUGACCGCCUUUUCCACACCGAUUGUCGACCCGCUGCGGCCUGCCUUGUACCUUAGCGAGGUCGCCUCGUCACGCUUGACACGGUGAGGGGUCAAUUAGAUGGGCAGAUGACACUCAAACGCACUCAAACUCUCACUCUGUGUCUGACUCAGGCAUGUGUGGCGUUUUCUCUCCGUUUUGACUGACUUGAGGACUCGCUGCUUCACUCAACCGAUGACGGACGACUCACUCACUCACCCAGGUACUCACACAUUGACAGGAAGGCCCACUCACACACAUCCAUCCACACAUAUACAUAUAAUACACAUAUGUACACAAGGUCGAUCGACACAUCUGCUGCCUCUUGGGUCUCCUGUGUGCCUGCAGGCGCCUCCCUGUGUCCCUGAGCGUCUCGCGGAUCCCCUCUCUCUCCCUCCACCCACUCCACCCACUCCACCCACUCCCGCCGCCCGACAAUGAAGCGAGCCAUAGACGAAGAACCAGAGAUCGAGAGGACCCGUUCCGCUGCAGCUGACCAGCCCUCUGCACCACGACAUCCACAGAAAUGACGACACUCAACCAUUUCUCCCCUUACUUGUGUCAUUUUUGUGUGUGUGCAGAAUCGUGUGGUGGUGGAUGAGGAGCAUUCAUUUUUCCUCCGCGUCGCACCGCUUCGCGCCACGGCCGUUGUGGAGGCCACAUUCGCAUACAGCACCAAGCGAUUUGCCGACAACAUUGACCAGCCUGCCGCUGCCGCCGAGGGGGAGGGCGACCAAAACGAGAUGGAUGCCGAAGAAGACGACGAGCAGAAGGAUGGCGAUCCACACGAGCACGAUGACCAUGAGGACCCCGAUGGGCAGCAGCAGAUCAACCAAUUCAUCAUGGAGGGGAUUGCGGUGGGCGAGGGUGAUAUGGGAGAGGAGGCCAUUGCCCAUGCUGCAGCGGUCGGUGGUCGUAUUGAUAGAGUUGAUUGACUGGGUUGUCUCGUGUGAUUUUUUAAUUACCAACUGUACAUUUUCAUGGAUAUGACAUGAACGAGUCGCAGUGUCUAUCACGAUGAAUGAAUGAAUGAAU